Molecule: messenger RNA, 4416 nt
Organism: Alosa sapidissima (American shad)
Lineage: Eukaryota; Metazoa; Chordata; Actinopteri; Clupeiformes; Clupeidae
Product: IgGFc-binding protein-like
Exons: 10
Coding region: 12-3629 (1205 amino acids)
Source: RefSeq, a predicted model, not a curated record
CUCGCAGCUUCAUGGGCAGGUUGUGUGGCCUGUGUGGAAACUUCAACGGCAACAGCAAGGAUGACCUCGCCACCCCUGCCGGCACUUCGGUCAGCAGUGUGGCAGAGAUGGGCAAGAGCUGGAGAGUGCCAGGCAUGGACGCCGGCACCCACUGCCAAGAUGAUUGCGCCGGCCGUUGUGCCCUGUGUGAGAGUGAGAAGGACGUUCACGUGGACGUGAAUGGACAGCAAUUCUGUGGUCGUCUGGCCGAAACCUUUGCCGGACCCCUGAGAGAGUGUGCCAAUUUGAUCAAGCGCCAGGUGUACCUGGAGAACUGCCUGCAUGAUGUGUGUAUGGGGAAGGCUAUGAAGAGGUUCCUGUGUGACACAGUGCAAGUCUACACAGAUGCCUGCCAGCUAGCUGGUUUCAAGGUGUUGAACUGGAGAGCAUUUGCUGGCUGCCCUCUUCCUGAAUGCCCCAAAAACAGCCAUUAUGAGCCGUGUGGCAACGCCUGCCCAGCCACCUGUGGAGACCCUGACGCUCCCAGUAGAUGCGAGGCCUAUUGCGUGGAGACAUGCACCUGUGACGCUGGCUUCGUCCGCAAUGGAGACGCGUGUAUCCCCCAGUCUCAGUGCGGGUGCUUCCACAGCGCCACAGGGAGCUACGUGCCACCAGGGAAGACCUUCUGGGGCGAUGACCAAUGCACUCAGCAGUGCACCUGCAAUCCGACCAGCAACCAAAUUGAGUGCAAGCGAGCUGGGUGCACCUAUGGGAAACUGUGCGAAGUGGUUGAUGGCAUCAGAGGCUGUGUUCCCAACAUGUUUGGAACCUGUAUGGUGACUGGCGACCCCCAUUUUCUGACCUUUGAUGGCCUAAAAUAUGAGUUCCAGGGCACGUGUGUCUACGAAAUGGCCAAGAUGUGUUCCAGUGACACCAGCCUGGAACACUUUGAGGUCCUUGUUCAGAAUGAAGGUCUGUACAGAAGUGAUAGUGCGUUUGCCAAACUGGUUGAGGUCAACAUCUAUGGUUACUCUAUUGUUAUCAGUGAAGCACACAGGGGUAAAGUAAUGGUGGACGGUGAGUUUGUUAAUCUGCCAAUCCGCUUGGCCAACUACACACUCUUUAUUUACCAAAGCGGAUGGUUUGCUGUGGUGCUGGCUGACUUUGGGCUGCGAGUGCAGUAUGACUGGGUGGACACAGUGUUUGUCCGUGUGCCCAACGACUACAGCGGUGCCAUGUGUGGCCUCUGCGGCAACUACAACUACAAGCGAAACGACGACAUGACAAUGAAGAACGGCAAAGAGGCGUCGUCUGCCACAGAGCUCGGACAGAGCUGGCGCGUCGCCGAGAUCCCGGGGUGUGUCGACGGGUGCGGGGGCCAAUGCCCCAACUGUGACAUCACCGAAGAGAAGAAGUACGAGACAGCGAAAUUCUGUGGGAAAAUCCGGGACCCCAAUGGACCCUUCCGGAAGUGCCACCCCUACGUGGACCCAGAGAAGUACUAUGAGACCUGCUUGUACGAUCUGUGCCUUAGCUACGGGCAGAGACGCGUGCUGUGCGACAUGCUCAAAUGGUACACUGCGGCCUGCCAGAGAGAGGGAGCUGAGGUGCUGCCAUGGCGAUCAGAAGAUUUUUGUGAUGUUCAGUGCCAAUCACAUAGCCACUAUGAACUGUGUGCAAAAGGAUGUCCUGCCACCUGCAGCGACCUUCUGGCUCCCACAAAAUGUAAAGACAACUGCCAUGAAGGCUGUGCCUGUGAUGAUGGCUACAUUUCGAGCGGAGACAAAUGUGUGCCUAUUGCACAGUGUGGUUGUGUCUAUGGCGACAAGUACUACAAAAAUGGACAGGUUUUCUACCCAAAUGGAAAAUGCGAAGAAGAGUGCAUUUGCGAUGGCAAAGUUGAGUGCAAGAAGUUCUCCUGUGGACCCAAUGAGGAAUGUGAGGUAAAGAACGGUGUCAGGGCGUGCUAUCCCGUUGGCAAUGGUGUGUGUACCAUCUCAGGGGACCCCCACUACAACACGUUUGAUAACCUCACCUACACCUUCCAAGGCACCUGCACCUACUCUGUUGCCAAGGCCACCCACAUUGAGGGCACACACCUCCAGCCCUUCUCAGUGGUGGUAGAGAAUGAGAAGUGGUACGGAGAGUCCAGAGAUCCAAAUGUUUCUGUGGCCAAGGCGGUAGUCGUGGAUGUUUAUGGUCAAAAAUUGGUGCUGAGGAAGGACCAGAUAGGACAGAUUUUGGUAAAUGAAGUCUUGGACCAUGUGCCCUUAAAUCUUAAUGAAGGACAGAUCCAGGUUUACCAGACUGGCACACAUGUUGUCAUUGCAACUGACUUUGGUCUCAAAGUAACAUACGAUCUUGUAUAUCGUGUUACCAUCACUGUUCCUGCCAACUAUCGUGACAAGACCUGCGGGCUUUGUGGCAACUUCAACGGCAAUAAGGAUGAUGAAUUUCAGCUGCCCGGAGGCAAACAAACCACCGACAUCAAAGAGUUUGGUGCAGCCUGGAAGGAGUCUGAGAAGGGUGUAGUUUGUGAUGAUGGCUGCACCGGUGAUUUCUGCCCCAAGUGUUCUGAGGAUAAGAAACGCAUCUUUGAGGCUGACUGUAGCAUCAUAAAAAAUGCCAAUGGCCCCUUUGCUGCCUGUCUCAGCGUCAUCGAUCCAGAGUCAUACUUCAGGGACUGUGUCUAUGAUGUCUGCAUGGGCAAUGGAGACCGCAACAUGCUCUGCCACAGCAUUGCUGCAUAUGUGUCUGACUGCCAGGACUUUGGUGUUGCCAUAAAGGGCUGGAGAACCCCAACCUUCUGUCCCCUGUCAUGCUCCCCAAACAGCCACUACCAGACCUGUGCCGAGACCUGUACUCAGCCCUGUCCUGGUCUCAGGAAUUUGAUUGACUGCCCUGAUACCUGCGCAGAAGGGUGUAGCUGCGACUCCGGUUACUAUUUCAAUGGAACAGGCUGCGUGAAACAGGAUCAGUGCAGUUGCUAUUUUGAGGGACACACCUAUGAGAUUGGCGAGUCUGUCAUUAACGAGGACUGCAGUGAAAGUUACACAUGCCUGGGCUCUAGUGUAGUGAAACAGGAGAGCAUCAGGUGUAAGAGUGAUGAGGUCUGCAAAGUGAUGAAUGGUAUCAAGUCUUGCUACCUCCAGCAGUGCUCCAUUACAGCCAGUGGAGGCGUUUCCCUGUUUGAUGGGACACGAGGCUCCAUAGACACAGAGGGAACCUAUGAGUUGGUCAAGCUCUGCAGUGACAGUCUGGUGGCAGACUUUUUCAGAGUGUUAGUGGUCUUCCAGACAUGUAAGGGAAGGGGCCAGAAUUGUAUCACAAUGGUGUAUGUCUUCUUCAAUAAGUAUGUCAUCACUGUUACCAGCCAGCAAGAGACCUGGGUAAAUGGCAUACAUGUUUCCCUGCCGCGCUCACUGAAAAAUGAGAUUGACAUUCAUGUGGCUGGCGACUCAGUGGUCAUUGAGAAGAAGUCAGUCCUCCAUGUGUCCUACAACUUCUCGCAUGAUGUCACUAUAACGGUGGGCGAGGCUGUGGCCAGUCAUGUGUGUGGUGCCUGUGGUAGGCUCAAUGCCAAUGGCGAGCUCAUGCUAAAGAGCCACAGUAGUGAGGACCUAAUCAAUUCAUUGGCAUUGGCAGAGUGAUUUUCCAGUUUGUUGUCAGCAAAGACCAUGAACAGUACACUAUUAUUAUUCAUUGAAAAAGGCAACAACCUGAGAAUGUUAAGAGAUUGUUUUAUGGUGAUUGCCAUGGUUUUAGCAGUAGCGACAAAGGAAUGCCAGUAAAGUCAAUUUCAACAAAAAAUCAUUGCUGUAUGUAGAUCUGCAUGAUUGCGGCCUGUGGCCAUACUGGUAAUAGUAUGGAACCACCAUACACACACACACGCACACACACACAUACACACACACACACACACACACACACACACACACACACACACACACACACUAACACACACAGAGACACCUAACAUUUUACUCACAUAUUUUAGUAAAUGUGGAUGUUCCCAGAAUAAGCUAAAUUAGAUGUACCGCAUAGCGGUACAAAAUAUGAUCGCUCAUCCUGUCCCGCUUGACAAUUUGUCUCAUCUCCUACUCCAGUUUAUUGCACACCAUUUUUUUGUCAUUUUGAAUAGACACGGCGUGUUUGUUGGUGUGUUGUUGCAAAAUCUGCGGAAUCAUUUUAUGCAAGCAAACUGCACACAGGAAGCCUUAAUUGUUGAUGCCGGACAUGAUAAUCAUCCAAACAUCUUGCAUUUUGACCGUGGUGAUUGAUUCAGUGCUGCCAAAACUCCGCUACACCCUCAGUCUCUGGUCCCACCCUGGUCUUGUGCUGUGCUGUGUAAGCGGGUAUAGUAGAGCAGAGAAAGCCAAUGUGUGCUGCUUUUAUUGAUCUACUGUAUGUAACGAUACAUGCAUUAGGCCUACUAAU